AUGGCAAAAGAAGCAUCUUCAGAGCUCUUCCUGGCCAACUUUGGCAGCCUUACCUCUUCUUCCACCACACAUCCUGUAGGAAAGUUACUACCUGUAGCCAAAUUUACAGAUGAUUGCAAGUUCAGGGAGCGAUUUCAGGAAAACAGCUAUAAUACUUAUGCCUCAGCAAUACACAGAACUGAGCCAGCGGGCCGGGAGUGGUAUGUGGCCCUCAACAAGAGAGGGAAAGCUAAGCGGGGCUGCAGCCCCCGGGUCAAACCCCAGCACAUCUCCACCCACUUUCUGCCAAGAUUCAAGCAGCUAGAGCAGCCAGAACUUUCUUUCACGGUUACCGUUCCUGAGAAGAAAAAGCCACCCAGUCCUGGGAAGCCAAAGGUGCCAGUGUCUGCCCCUCGGAAGAGUCCCAACACCGUGAAAUACAGACUCAAGUUUCGCUUUGGAUAA
Messenger RNA from Leptonychotes weddellii (Weddell seal), 444 nucleotides. The record is from RefSeq and is a predicted model, not a curated record. NCBI's taxonomy places the organism in Eukaryota, Metazoa, Chordata, Mammalia, Carnivora, Phocidae.